AUGAAACUGUUCAUUGUUACACUUCUGGCUUCAAUAGCCGCCAUCCAGGCUUCACCUUUAAACGCGAGCUGCACAGUUACCUCCUACUCUGGAGUAGCUGCAGCUCUCCAAAGUUGCAGCGCAUUAGUAAUCAAAGAUUUAACUGUACCAGCUAAAACUACGUUGGAACUAAAUUUGAAGAGUGGAGCUUCUUUGACGUUCGCUGGUACUAUCCGUUGGGAGUAUGCUCAAUGGCAAGGACCUCUUAUUGAAAUUAAAGGCAACAAGGUUACAGUUAAUGGUGCUGGAGCCACUUUGGAUGGACAAGGUGCAAAAUGGUGGGACGGAAAGGGCGACAGUGGAAAAAUAAAACCUAAAUUCCUCAGAAUCAAAACCACCGGAGGUUCGGUCCUGAAAAACAUCAAACUAUUAAACUGUCCUAAGCAGUGCGUCUCUAUUAACAGCGCAAGUAAUACUGUCUUGGAUCACUUUACCAUCGAUGUUUCUGCUGGAGACAGUGGUUCUAAGGGCCACAACACUGACGGUUUUGACGUAUCCAGCUCUACAGGCAUUACAGUCCAAAACAGUGUCGUCAAGAACCAAGACGAUUGCGUAGCCGUUAAUCAAGGAUCCAACUACAUCUUCCAGAAUUUGACUUGCUCUGGUGGUCACGGUUUAAGUUUGUCCGUCGGUCAAACUUCAGCAAGCGGUUCCGCUAAUAUCGUUAAAAACGUUACAUUCUCUGACUGUACCGUAACAAACUCAGAUAACGGCAUCCACGUAAAGACUCACUCAGAUGCUGGUGCCGGUUCAGUAUCUGAUGUCACUUAUAAAAAUAUCAAAUUGUCCGGUAUAAGGAAAUACGGAAUUAGCGUACAAGAAGAUUAUGAGAAGGGCAAUUCCACUGGAACGCCAAAAGCUAAUAUUCCAAUCACCAAAUUGACCCUGAGCAAUGUUAAAGGUACUAUGUCUGGAGGUAUGGGUGUUUAUAUACUUUGUGCGAGUGGAGGAUGCAGUAACUGGCCUUGGUCCGGUGUUUCCAUUACCAGCGGCAAAAAGAGCAACUAUUGUACUUUUACACCUUCCGGAUUUUCUUGUUAG
This is a messenger RNA of Ceutorhynchus assimilis (cabbage seed weevil), 1080 nucleotides long. The record is from the annotation of a GenBank genome assembly. Lineage: Eukaryota; Metazoa; Arthropoda; Insecta; Coleoptera; Curculionidae.